AUGACUGCCACAUUGAUGCUGAUGUUUCUGGUCCUUGCGGAACAUUGUCACUACAAUGUCUCCGCUUCUGUGUCGGAGCUAGGGUUAAGGAAAGCAGAACCCCAGAACAAGUGGCAGGAAGAGACUAUUCUAAACCAAUACUUACGACUCGUCGAAGCGACGGAUACAGAUGAACAUCCUGAAUAUCUCCAAGACUGGGGCACUACGACUAUUCCUGUCAUUAUUUCGAGACUUGCCAGCUGCCAGCAAAGCGAAGUUCUACGUGACUACCUCAACCAGAAAAAUCUUACACUAUUCGCUUUGGACCCCCAAAGAAGUGCUUGUGGAUGUGAAGAUUUGUUUCUUAAGGUGCUGGUGAGGAGAGAAGUAUUAUUUGUGAGAUCGAGAGCUACAAAUGAAUAG
Molecule: messenger RNA, 402 nt
Organism: Coccidioides immitis RS
Lineage: Eukaryota; Fungi; Ascomycota; Eurotiomycetes; Onygenales; Onygenaceae
Exons: 3
Coding region: 1-402 (133 amino acids)
Source: RefSeq, a predicted model, not a curated record